CCGCCCACCAGUUGGUUCCUGCUUAGUGUUAUGUGGCGAUAAGAGCAGAGACGAAACAGGCAAGAAGGCCUAAACAGCCCUUUUCUCUCAAGACUUUGUCUUUUGCUGUUGCAUCUUCUGGUCGCGCAGUAUUACUCCCUAACAACUACCAUGCUCCACCUGACUGCAGGGCGCGCGGGAAGACUCCUGGCCCGGCGCGCGGCAGCCUCCCUCACCGCCGGCAGCGCGAGGAUGGCGAGCCACGAUGUGGCAGAGACCGUGGACAUGUCUCAGCCGCUGUACUGGGACCGUGUGGACAUUCCUCUGCCUGACAGACCCUACAAGGAUGUCCUGACCGCUGCUGACGAGAGCCUGAAACAGAAGGAGAAAGGACCCUGGAGCCAGCUGUCCAAAGAAGAGCAGAUUGCCUUGUACCGGCUGAUGUUCUGCCAGACCUUCCCAGAGAUGAAGCAGCCGACAGCCGAGUGGAAGACUGUCCUGGGGGGCAUCUUCAUCUUUCUGGGCCUCACCGGCCUGGUGGUCUGGUGGCAGAAAGUCUACGUCUACCCUCCGCGCCCCAGGACCUUUGAUGACGAGUGGCAGGCCAAGCAGGUAAAGAGGAUGUUGGACAUGAGGGUCAACCCCGUCGAGGGCUUCGCUGCCAAGUGGGACUAUGAGAAGGGCCAGUGGAAGUAAAAAGAGACGGUUGGACUGUGGCUGAGGUGGCAGAGGGUUUGGACCUGUCACUCCAGAGCACGGCUUUGUUCCACUCAGUGAAUUUGAAUGUUGCGUUACAGAUGUUAAAACCACUAGAAAAAUUGAGCGUAUCCACUGUUGGCAUCUCUGGGGUCAUUUUACUCCGCGCCACGUCCGGCUCUCAGUCCGUUACCUCUUCUCCAACCACUGCGGAUUUUCUGUCACGGUGACGUCUGUGUGUGCCCAGGUGUAGCCAUAUAAUAAUAAAGUUUUGCUCAUGGCUCUG
This is a messenger RNA of Xiphias gladius (swordfish), 961 nucleotides long. Its product is annotated as cytochrome c oxidase subunit 4 isoform 2, mitochondrial. Lineage: Eukaryota; Metazoa; Chordata; Actinopteri; Istiophoriformes; Xiphiidae. Gene Ontology annotation, biological process: mitochondrial electron transport, cytochrome c to oxygen. The transcript has 5 exons. The record is from RefSeq and is a predicted model, not a curated record. Bases 151 to 675 code for a protein of 174 amino acids.